Triplophysa rosa is the source of this 5215-nucleotide messenger RNA. It is a transcript of the gene grik2, whose product is annotated as glutamate receptor, ionotropic, kainate 2. Gene Ontology annotation, molecular function: transmitter-gated monoatomic ion channel activity involved in regulation of postsynaptic membrane potential; kainate selective glutamate receptor activity. NCBI's taxonomy places the organism in Eukaryota, Metazoa, Chordata, Actinopteri, Cypriniformes, Nemacheilidae. Gene Ontology annotation, biological process: synaptic transmission, glutamatergic; monoatomic ion transport; modulation of chemical synaptic transmission. The record is from RefSeq and is a predicted model, not a curated record. Bases 360 to 3095 code for a protein of 911 amino acids. Gene Ontology annotation, cellular component: kainate selective glutamate receptor complex; plasma membrane; presynaptic membrane. The transcript is spliced from 16 exons.
GUGAGUGGACAGCGGCUCAGCUGCGCUCGGCUCGACGUCAGUUUCAGUGUAGCAGUGCAGUAGAGAGCAUUGCAUGAGCAGCCUGCUCGCAUUUCCACAGCGAUUGCCUCUUGGUCCACGAUACCACCUCAGAUCACUCAUUCCUCUAUUGCUCCACUCUUUCAGACAUGGGUUUCUCCAGGAUUUGCCGUCUGUAACAUGGACGUCCGAGCGGAAGGUUGCUCCUUUGCGCAGUAAGUCGGACACGCAGAGCAUCGCUGAUGGAGUGUCCUCUCCUCUCUCCGUGACCAUGCCGUGAUAACGCCACUGAACAAAAACACCUCGACAGCAGAUAUUAGUGGGAAUCUUAUGGGAAUGACAUGCAGCGCAUCACAGGCAACAUGACGAUUUCCUUUCCUCUGAGAACUCGUGAGAAAAUCAGGCUUGUUCUGCUUUUACUGUGUGUGGGAUAUUCUCACGGGAUGCCACACGUGUUACGAUUUGGAGGUAUAUUUGAAUCCAUCGAGAGUGGCCCAUCCGGUGCUGAAGAACUUGCCUUUAAGUUUGCUUUAAACACAAUCAACCGGAACAGAACUUUACUGCCAAACACGACACUCACGUACGACAUUCAAAGGAUAAACAUCCACGACAGCUUUGAGGCCUCCAGAAAAGCGUGUGACCAGCUUUCUCUGGGAGUGGCGGCCAUCUUUGGCCCCUCCCACAGUUCUUCAGCCAAUGCGGUUCAGUCCAUCUGUAAUGCUCUGGGGGUGCCGCACAUCCAGACCAAGUGGAAACACCAAGUCUCAGACAACCGUGACUCUUUCUACGUCAGUCUCUACCCGGACUUCUCCUCUCUCAGCAGAGCCAUUUUAGACCUGGUUCACUUCUUCAAGUGGAAAACGGUCACUGUGGUUUACGAUGACAGCACAGGUCUGAUUCGAUUACAAGAGCUCAUCAAGGCUCCAUCUCGGUACAACAUCCGAUUAAAAAUCCGGCAGCUACCAACAGAGACAAAAGAUGCCAAGCCGCUUCUUAAGGAGAUGAAACGGGGAAAAGAAUUCCACGUGAUUUUUGACUGUGGUCAUGAGAUGGCUGCUGGCAUCCUUAAACAAGCUCUCGCCAUGGGAAUGAUGACAGAGUAUUACCACUACAUUUUCACCACCCUGGAUCUCUUUGCAUUGGAUGUGGAGCCCUAUCGCUACAGUGGGGUCAACAUGACGGGAUUCCGUAUCUUAAACACAGAGAACAGCCAAGUGUCCUCCAUCAUUGAAAAAUGGUCCAUGGAGCGUCUGCAAGCACCUCCUAAACCUGACUCUGGUUUGCUGGAUGGUUUCAUGACAACAGAUGCAGCCUUGAUGUAUGAUGCAGUGCAUGUGGUGGCCGUGGCUGUCCAGCAGUCUCCUCAAAUCACCGUCAGUUCACUCCAGUGCAACCGCCACAAGCCCUGGCGCUUUGGCAACCGCUUCAUGACUCUCAUCAAAGAGGCCCACUGGGACGGCUUGACCGGACGGAUAAAUUUCAACAGAACCAAUGGCUUGAGGACAGAUUUCGAUCUGGAUGUGAUCAGCCUGAAGGAAGAAGGCUUGGAAAAGAUUGGCACAUGGGAUCAUGUGAGUGGUUUGAACAUGACGGAAAACCAGAAGGGGAAAACAGCGAAUGUAACAGACUCUCUCUCCAACAGAUCUCUGGUGGUGUCCACUAUACUGGAAGAGCCCUAUGUGAUGUUCAAGAAGUCUGAUAAGCCACUGUAUGGCAACGAUCGUUUUGAGGGCUACUGUAUCGACCUGCUGCGAGAGCUCGCCGCUAUCCUGGGCUUCACUUAUGAGGUGCGACUGGUGGAUGAUGGCAAGUAUGGAGCCCAGGAAGAGAUCACGGGCCAGUGGAACGGGAUGGUCCGAGAACUAAUGGACCACAAAGCUGAUCUUGCAGUGGCACCCCUGGCCAUCACGUACGUGCGAGAGAAGGUCAUCGACUUUUCCAAGCCCUUCAUGACGCUGGGGAUAAGUAUACUGUACCGCAAGCCCAAUGGCACCAACCCGGGGGUGUUCUCCUUUCUCAACCCCCUCUCCCCCGACAUCUGGAUGUAUAUUCUGCUCGCUUACUUGGGUGUCAGUUGUGUGCUGUUUGUCAUAGCCAGGUUUAGUCCCUACGAAUGGUAUAAUCCCCACCCGUGCAACCCAGACUCGGACGUGGUGGAAAACAAUUUCACCCUGCUAAAUAGUUUCUGGUUCGGAGUUGGAGCUCUCAUGCAGCAAGGAUCUGAGCUCAUGCCCAAAGCUCUUUCCACCAGGAUAGUAGGAGGCAUCUGGUGGUUUUUUACCUUAAUCAUCAUCUCCUCCUAUACGGCCAACCUAGCUGCCUUCCUCACCGUGGAGAGAAUGGAAUCUCCAAUUGACUCAGCAGAUGACCUGGCCAAACAGACCAAGAUCGAGUAUGGUGUGGUGGAAGAUGGUUCCACGAUGACAUUCUUUAAGAAAACGAAGAUCUCCACAUAUGAUAAAAUGUGGGAGUUUAUGAGCAGUCGCAGACAUUCCGUCAUGGUGAAGAGCAUCGAGGAGGGGAUUCAGAGGGUCCUGACAUCAGAUUAUGCUUUCCUCAUGGAGUCCACCACCAUCGAAUUUGUCACUCAACGAAACUGCAAUCUUACACAGAUUGGGGGACUUAUUGACUCCAAGUCUUACGGAGUUGGCACACCAAUGGGCUCUCCGUACCGAGAUAAGAUCACCAUCGCAAUCCUGCAGUUACAGGAAGAGGGGAAGCUUCACAUGAUGAAGGAGAAGUGGUGGAGAGGCAAUGGCUGUCCAGAGGAGGAGAACAAAGAGGCCAGCGCUCUGGGUGUCCAGAACAUUGGUGGCAUCUUCAUCGUGCUGGCAGCUGGACUCGUCCUCUCUGUUUUUGUGGCAGUCGGAGAGUUUCUCUAUAAGUCCAAACAAACCGCACAGCUGGAAAAGAGGUCCUUCUGCAGUGCCAUGGUGGAUGAGCUACGGGUUUCUCUCAAGUGCCAGCAACGACUCAAACACAAGCCGCAACCACCCGUCAUAGUCAAAACAGAUGAAGUUAUCAACAUGCAUACCUUCAAUGACCGCAGAUUACCAGGCAAAGAGACCAUGGCCUAAAACGGACACCAGCUUGCUCUUUCUGGAGCUUGGAGGAGAAAAAAUAACGGGGGAGAAAUUCGGUUGGGGAAGAAGUCAUUUUCUAUACGGGGAGGGGAAGCAUUUCAUUUCAAACAAUUAGUUACGGAAAACAACAACAGAAACUGAAACAUAUUUCCUGUGGAAAUAACUUGAAUUUGGACAAAAUUUUAGUUACCUCAUCGCACCAGAUCACCACCAGAGCCGAGACUGAUGGGUGUCAGCGUUCAGGGUAACUUUUCGCAGGAAAUACACACAGCUAAUGCAGUGGGAUCCAAAUAUACAGUGUUUGCCAGAAGGUGGUUUGUUUGCUUAUUAUGUUCAUAUUCUAUUUGGUUUGAUGACAUACUUGGCUGUUGUCUGCCCGCAGAGCAGACAAGUCCAUUAGAAAGAACACAGAGACUUGCAGGGUCAAGAGAAAGAACAAUGUUUAAUACAAACAGUACUUGUGCAACUUUUGGGAGCAAAACUACAUACACAGACAGUGCAGAACCUCUCUGAUACAAUCAGUCUGCAACAAUCUUUACUGAGGCGGUACAGCAAUAUCACUGAAACCAUUAACCGUGUUUCUCACCUAGACUCACAGGACAACAGGCAAUAUAUGACUUUAAUUUGCUUGCAUUUUAAAGUACUAACACCUUGUUAGGCCAGAAAAUGUCUAUUCUUUUGUUUAUUCUUCAAGUAACAUGUAGUGAAGGAGUUCUACUGCAAAAUAACUUGUCUGGUACACAGUUUACCCCAAAAUCUAAAGAGAAAAAAUGAGGCCCAUUUUAAUAUGCUUAAUUUUCUAAUUUCAGUACAUUUAUAACAAUAAAUUAUAAAAAUAUGUAUCAUAACAAUUAACCAAGGAUUAUUUAAAUGAGAUAUCUUUAAUAGGUCACAGUAAAUGAGAUGACAGUGACAAGUAAUAUCAAUCAAACUGCAGUCGGGUGGUUUUGAUUAAGUAAUAAUAACAAAAAAAUUCACCUACUAACACAAUAAAAACAUAUUUUUUACAAAAUGAAAAAAAUAGGUUUCAAUAAAUUAGGUUAAAUAUGUUACAUAAAUACAGAUUUGGGAUAGAUUUGUUUAUUUGUUUCUCAUGAAAAUGAUCCAGUGAAUCUGAAGUCCUUAAAUUAUAGGGCUUCAGUUUUUUUUAACAACAUAUAAAUCUUUUUUUUUCAUUAGAUUUUUGAGGUAAAAUGUGAACCUUACAUUUUCUUGACAUAUUUUGUAAGAAUACUCUCCAAAACCUGGAUAAAUCAACAUUACUCUUGCAAAAGUAUUGCAAUAUAUUAUCAAAGCAUUCACAUUUGUUUCAAUGAUGGCCACAGUGACUGCAGAUACACACAGUUAUUCAUUAAAAUUUUAUGGCAGUUUUUUUUAUAUCAAAUAGAUUCAUUUGAAUGUGACAUUACAUGUUUGUACUUUUGUGAAUUUGAUUUCUGAAACAGAGUCCUCAUAUAAACUUGUGCAAAUGUAAGAUUUCUAUAAAAAUAAGGUGUUUUGUACAAUUAAAGAAUAUCAACAUUUUGUAAUAAUUUUUAUCAACACAAAUCAAUCAUUGACAUCUCUCUCUCGAUACGAGGGUGGCCACCCUGUGAAAUCCCCCCUGGGACCGAUGCAUUUCCACACGCCCCAUGUGACUGAAGACAUCCAGGCUCAUAUCACAGGGUCGAUGAUCGAUACCUGACGUGGACAGAGCACACUGACGUCCACAUAGGAGGGGCAAGUGCUGAGCAUGCCUGGAUGUGUUGAUGUGACACAUUUUGGACAGAUCCUAUUUUUAUCAUGUUAAAGGAAACUUAUUUAAAGAAAGAUAUUUUUACUUGAGAUAACUAGAAAUGAUAAACUUGAUCCAGAAAUGUGAUGUAUACAUAUAUACAAAGUUGACUACUAAUAUUGCUUCUUAUUUGAUGCCCCAAUUUCUAAUAGACUGCUAGUACUCAGUACUGAGACGUUGUGUGUAAAUGGUUUAAAAUGGAUAAGAUGUAUUUAAUGAUUUUUUUUCAGAAACAAAACUAAUUUCGACCAUAUUGUGAAAACAAAAUAAGUGCACACAGUUUACUGUCUAAAAUUGAUGCACAAGUUUAAAGGAAGUCAUUAAAAAAGUCAGCACACUU